UGAUGAGGACAAUAUACCUCUAGCAGAUUUGCGAUUCAGAGAAGACCUUUCUGUUAUGGAGAGCACACUUUCUCUUAUCCAUACAAUGUUUCCCCAGGCAAACUUCAACACAGAUGAUUUGGAAGUAUGGAACAGUGUAGACAAUGUACUUGCAGAAGAGAACCCGAGUGCUGAAAAUGAACUAGCCAUAGAAAUUUCGGAAGAGGAGGAAGGUGAUACCGCUGUAGUUGUAGCUGUGCCGCCAAUAAAGCAUACUGACGCUAUCGACUGCUUUGAGAAGUGUAUCAAAUGGUCUGAAGAAAACAUCGUAGAACAGGAAAAAAUAUUUUUAUUGAAAAGCCUACACCAAGCACAGGAUCUCAAAAUUUCUCGCCCACAAAAGCAAAUGAGCAUAACACAUUUCUUUUCAGUUGAAUAA
Molecule: messenger RNA, 418 nt
Organism: Bactrocera tryoni
Lineage: Eukaryota; Metazoa; Arthropoda; Insecta; Diptera; Tephritidae
Exons: 2
Coding region: 56-418 (120 amino acids)
Source: RefSeq, a predicted model, not a curated record